This is a messenger RNA of Closterium sp. Naga37s-1, 3966 nucleotides long. Lineage: Eukaryota; Viridiplantae; Streptophyta; Zygnematophyceae; Desmidiales; Closteriaceae. The record is from the annotation of a GenBank genome assembly.
AUGCAGCUCGCCUCUGCCACCUUAGCUCUGGGCGCUGGGGGGAGUUUUGCUGAUGCGCUGGCAGCACUGCUCAGCCAGCUGGUAGCUCUGAUUCAGCUCACGCUGUGCCAGACGGGACAGCUGUUUCUGGAGGUUUCUUCAGCUGAACGAGCAGUGCUGCUGGGGGUGCUGCUGCAGGGAGCACCACAGGCGCAGCUGUUUGGCGGCAUCCCACGCCCCGACGGGGAGCUGGCGCUCUGGCACACACACAGGGACGCUCUAGAGGCCAGGCUCCCGUCUCUCAGCAGCAAGGAGGUGGCAGACGCGUGCCAAGACUGGCUGAAAGCAUGCGCUGCUGAUAUUGCUGCCGAGUCCAAGAGCCUUCUCAGCAGGGUGACCCAGAUCCGCCACCUGGCGCAAGCAGAGGCCGCCACGCGUGCAGCGAUCACCAACAAGGACAUCUUCGCUGCCAGCCUGGACUGGCUGACGUCAGCCUUCGGCUCUCCCCCGGAAUCCCCCUGGCGCGCCCUCUGCGAGCUGCUACUGAAAGAGCCCAAGGACCUAUGGAGCGAGUUGUUUGAGGCCGCGUUCGCACUUAGAGCGCGGGAGAUUAUUGACGGGGCGUUUGCGGGAUUGACGCUGAGGGAGGAGAUUGACGGGGUGUUGAGGGAGGUGGGGGAUGUGGUGGCUGUGGCAGCCGUGGUUUCAGCACAGAAUGCUGCUGCUGCUGCUGCUGCUGCUGCUGGUACUGGUGCUGGUGCUGCUGGUGUUGGCGCUGCAGGUGGUGGUGCUGCUGUGGUUACGGCUGCUGCUCGUGCUAUUGCCAGUGAGAAAGCAGCAGGUUUGGCAGGAGGAGGCAGGAGGUUCGGGGCAGGUUGGGCGACACUACCCCCUCUCACUGACGUUAUAGGGCAAGCAGGGUUCGAGGAGACAGGCGGGUUUGCUGUUGGGGAGGCAGUAUGGGGCACCCCGGGAGAGGAGUUGGGUGUGGUGGGGCUGGGUAAAGGUGGGGCAGGAGGAGCAGGUGGAGAGGGGAAGGAGGGUGGGAAAGAGGGUGGGAAGGAGGGUGGGCGGGGGAACGGAGAGGCAGUUUUGCGUGGCACGCAAGUGUAUGAGCCACAGGUAAGGGUGGUAUGGCAACAGCUACACUCCAAAAUUCAGGAGAUUCUGCUAGAUGCCCUCACUCUCCUCCUUCCUCACUCUGCACUCGCUCCCUCUGCCCAUCCCUCCACCACCACCUCCUCCUCCUCCUCCUCUUCAUUGGAUUCUUCUGCCCCCGCCUCUGCCGUCGCUGCUUCGGCAGCUUCGGCGGCGUCCCGAACCAAGGAUUUGGCCCCGUACCUGCAGGAUCGGUGCCACGAGUGUGUGAUGCGGCUGGUUAGGCUGCUGGCAAGCAGGCUCGGCGACCUGCAGAAGCAGCAGCAGCAGGCAGAGCGGGCAGAGCAAGCUGAGGAGACGGAGAAGGGGGAACGAGAGAACGGCAGUGUUGAGAACAGCUCGGAAAGUGCGGCAGCAACAGCAGCAGGGGAACGAACAGGAAAUGGGUCAGGAGGAGUGUUGGAUGCAGGAUCACGAUCCAACGGCCCAGAUGCAGCGAAUGCUGCUGGGAGGUUAUCCGCGCAAGUGGCGGUCGAACAGGCUCUUCUGAUUGGCCGGCUGGCAGCGGCUGUAGCGCAGAGUUCCUCCUCCCUAGCUGUGGCGCUUGGCCCUAGCUCCACCUGGCCAGCUGUAGCAGCAGCUGCUGCCGCUACAGCAGGCGGCUAUACCGCUGCUUCGGCUGAAUCAACUGCUUCUGGAGUAGCCUCAGAAGCUAGUACUGGGGCGGUUUAUAAUGGGGAUGCUGAGAGGGAUGGGUCGAGGGCUGGGGAGCCAGUGCUGCAGUGGCCCUCUCAGGAGGUUGUGGGGAGUAUUAUCGCAGCAGCAGUGGCAGGAGGGGGCAGUGGUAGCAGCGGGAGUGGCGGUGGCGGUGGUGGUGGGAUGCUCUCCCAAGAUGCUUCUAACCCCAAGGUGCUCUCCCAAGGUGCUCUCCCAGGAUGCUCUCCCAAGAUGCUUCUAACCCCAAGGAUGCUCUCCCAAGAUGCUUCUAACCCCAAGGUGCUCUCCCAAGGUGCUCUCCCAGGAUGCUCUCCCAAGAUGCUUCUAACCCCAAGGUGCUCUCCCAAGGUGCUCUCCCAAGAUGCUUCUAACCCCAAGAGGGAGUUGCGGCGGCUGAGCAUUCUGGCGCACUCGCACUGGGUGACUCACAGCACCCGCCUGCUCGCCUCCGCCUUCCGCCGCAAUCUCAUGCACGACCCAGCUCUCACCACCGCCACUCCCCUCCAGGGCUGGGAGGAGACGGUGGUGCAGCAGGAGGGGGAGGAGGGCGAGGCCAAGGUGGAGAUGCGAAUGACCCUGCCGGCAUGCCCCUCGCCCUACGUGGCGUCGCUGCUCUUUGCCGCCUCCGCUGAUGUGCACCGUGUGGGCUGCCACUCCCUCGACCGCCUCGUCCUCAGGCUGUUUGCCUGGGAACUAUCAGGCCAGGUGGGGAGAACAGUAGGAGGGGCUGAUGUGCACCGUGUGGGUUGCCACUCCCUCGACCACCUCGUUCUCUGCCUUUUCGCCUGGGAGCUCUCAAACCAGCCGCCCUCCCUUCGUCCCUCCCCUCCCCACCUCCCCGCCUCCCUGCCUUCCCCCCUCCCCUCCCAACAGUUCCUGGGUGUGCACGAGGCUCUUGCCUCCACUCGCCAUAAAGGCGUGCUGCAGCUGCAGCGGCUCUUUGGCGCUCGCCUGCUCGCACACAUCCGCUCGCCCUCCCUCAUGCCCAUCCCUCUUGCGCCCCCCCGUCUCGUCCCUCAUGCCCAUCCCUCUUGCCCCUCUCCUUCUCCUCCCUCAUGCCCAUCCCUUCAGGUUUUAUCUGCCUACGAGUCUGCCGCCAGCACCAAGCGUGCAUCAGGGAAGGGAGUGCUGCAGCUGCUCUUUGAAGCGCGCCUGCUGUCAGACAAUCUUGCCAGCACCAAGCGUGCAUCAGAGAAGGGAGUGCUGCAGCUGCUCUUUGACGCUCGCCUGCUGUCAGACGUGCUCUCAGGAGGGGCGGAGUUGCCUCUGGAAGCACUCAGAGCGAUAUCAGGGGCAGCAGCAGAAGGGCGUGCAGGAGGGGGAGCAAGAGCAGGGGCAGCAGCGGACAGGGGAGCUGGGGCAGGGGCAGCAGGGGGGGCUGUAGCAAGGGCAGGUUCAGGAGGUGGAGCAGGGGCAGGGGCAGGGGCAGGGGCAGGGGCGGGGAGCAUUGGUGUGUCGGUUGCGGCGAGGAAGAAACGAGUUGCAGCGCUGCUGGAGAAGCUGCAGGAGGAGCUGGACCCCAUCGACCGAGCCGCCUACCUGCCUUUCCUGUGGCAGAACCAGCAGCGAUUCUACCUGCGCUCAGCAGUGCUCUUCGGUCAUCUGGCACAGCUGCAUCGCCUCUACACCGAUGCUGCACCGCGCCAUCCCUACGCCACAGACGCCAACACCCUGGAUACCGCUCCCACCGUUCCACGCUUCACUUUCCUGCCCAUAAGCUCCCCGCUUCUGGCCAAUGGCGGGCUGGCACCUGGCGGUAAGCCCCGCCGUCCAUCCACCUUUGGAGAUGUCUCGCUAUCCGUUUCUGGUUCCAGCAGCAACAGUGGCGCUCCAGUGUCCCGUGUGCCUAGUGGGGCAGGGGCGGCUGCAGCAGCAAGUGGUGUCGGUGGUGGUGGGUUUGGAGGGGUGGGUAGCGGUGCUUGGGGAGAAGAUGGGGCUCUUGGAGGGGCGUUCUCGUUCGCAGAUUCGACGGGGCUUUCUGCUACACCCAUUUUCAAGUCACUUAUGGGUCAGGUCAAACUGGGGUCAAUUCUCGGGGAUGGCAGCCAAGUCACGCGCAACAUUUCAAACCUACAGGAGAUGUUCAACCAGCCGUCGCAGGCAGCUGGGCUGUUCUCAUCGCUUACAAGUGCCGCUGCUGGGAGCUCCUCUCGCCUGCAAGAGCUGUUUUGA